Xyrauchen texanus (razorback sucker) is the source of this 3492-nucleotide messenger RNA. RefSeq names its product ficolin-1-B-like. The record is from RefSeq and is a predicted model, not a curated record. Bases 474 to 1475 code for a protein of 333 amino acids. NCBI's taxonomy places the organism in Eukaryota, Metazoa, Chordata, Actinopteri, Cypriniformes, Catostomidae. The transcript is spliced from 9 exons.
UCAGAGUACAAUAACACGCAUCUACCUCCUGAACACCGCAUGCACAGCAAGUGUCCGAGUCCAGGAUGAGGAGCAGAUUGGAGGAGAGAGAGCAUGAUCAGUGACAUACAGGUGCAUGGUGAAGUUCCAAUUGGACAUAGGAUGCAACUCUGAACUAUAAAUGUACUGUGAUACUUCUCUUAUGUCAAUUCUUGCCUGUGCCUGGGAAGAAGAGCUGCAGUUUUUAAAGAAAUAAAGACUUGCACUGUUUUGACUUAGUCGAGAGUUUUGCUCAACUUAUUUCUUUACUUGCAAGUGUACACCGAACUUUUGAUAAAGAAGUGACUCUACAGAUCAACCAUCUUUAGAGGUGAGAAGGACAUUAGGUUCAGUUUAAACUAUACCAAAAUAGAAAUAUUUGAGGAAUCGGAAUAGGUCAGGAAAUCUUGAGUAAACUUCACAGUGCUACAAAUCAAGAGCAAGAGGCUUGGAGAAUGCUGCUCCCGAACGCAACGAUAAGUCUGUUACUCAUACUGUGCUGUACUUCAUACUACAAUGCUGAACAAACCUGCCCUGAGGUGAAGCUGGUGGGUCUGAAUGACAAUGAGAGGCUGACAUUCCUCCAAGGGUGUCCAGGACUUCCUGGAGUGCCGGGGACCAAUGGCAUUCCUGGAACCCCGGGCAGUAAAGGGGAUCAGGGUCUUGCAGGGGGUGAAGGCAUGAAAGGAGACCCUGGAGUACCUGGGAAGAUGGGUCCAGUUGGUGACAAAGGAGUGAAAGGCGACUCUGGACCCAUUGGAAAUCCAGGCCCAGCAGGAAUCAAAGGGGAAAAGGGUGAUUGUCUAUCCUCAAUUCAAACAGGUGCUGUGAGCUGUAAGGAGCUGCUGGAGCAAGGAAACACACUAAGUGACUGGUACACGGUGUACACAGCCAGCAAGAAACCCAUCAGUGUGUACUGUGACAUGCACACAGAUGGAGGAGGCUGGCUUGUAUUUCAGAGACGUAUUGAUGGAUCAGUGGAUUUCUUUCAGGACUGGAAUUCAUACAAGAGAGGGUUUGGCAUCAAGCAGACAGAGUUUUGGCUGGGAAAUGAGAACAUUCAUUUAUUAACAGAAACAGGUUCUCAUGAAUUACGCAUCGAUUUUGAAGACUUUGACCGUGUAAAAACUUUUGCAAAAUACGAGUCGUUUCAAAUCUUGGGGGAAUCUGAGAACUAUAAACUCCUUCUGGGUGAAUUUACAAGUGGUACUGCUGGUGACUCUCUAACAUAUCACAACAACAGCUCCUUCUCUACUAAGGAUCACGACCUAACUGUACAUCGCUGUCCUGAUACUUAUAAAGGAGCCUGGUGGUAUAAUGACUGCCAUAAAUCCAAUCUGAAUGGUGUUUAUAAAAAUGGACCCCAUGAGACAUUUGCAGAUGGGAUCAACUGGCAGUCAGGGAAAGGAUACAAUUAUUCCUACAAGUAUACUGACAUGAAAAUCAGACUCAAAUAAAAAUUAAAAACAUAGGAAUAUAAAAUAAGAGAUUUCGCAACAAGUCCUUUCUAUGCUUGCUCACUAUUGCUACUAGUGUGAUCCAGUGUCAUAACUCAGGACAGGAUUAACUACCCUCCCCAACAGAUUAUUGUUAGUAAACAAAAUACAUGUUUAUCUUAAUGCUACAGAGAUUAAUAGAUAAAUAUAGGAAGUUAUAUUUGUGCAGAGUUCUGCACUAACAGAUUUUCUGUCUGAGAAGUUUUGUCUCUUUAAUUCUUUACAUUUAGUCCUUUAAUGUGCGGCUGCUACGGCCAUCAAAGUACUGUUUGCUCACUGUCAUACAUCAAAAAUCCGCUGCUGUGAUAAAUGGUUCUGUUAUUAUGCAUAAUUCAAAUGUUUAUUUGAGAGGUGUUGUGGAGCGUAUUUGUUAAAGUAAUUCUGCAGAUUCUGUCUGACACUGCUUUAAUAAAUAGUUUAGCUGUAAAAAGGCUCAUCAAACUGUUGGAUGCUGUAAACUACAUGUCGCGCCCCCACAAUAUUUAUAAUCUAACAGCCAGGGUAUUCAUGCGCAGUGUCGGGUAAUCUUGCACAUUUACCCCCAUCACUGUCGACAAGAAAUGCUGAUAGACACAAAGAAGCAUGCUUGAGGAAACACACCAGAUAAUACUUUGAAGAACAGAUGAAAAAAAGUGAAUUAUCUUGUGUGUGUGUGUAAUUCUGUCCAGCCCCAGAAAUGGUUCAUGAACAAGUUUACUCUUUAGCCUCUAUUUAUAUGUAGCAAAAUUAUCAAUAUGAUAAUAGUAAUAGCCUACGGUAAUAUAUUUUACUGUAUUUUUCAAAAUAACAAAAUUAGUUUAAGUUCAAAUUAAAUAUUGUAUAUAUUUAUUUUUUGAAUACAAAUGGACACAAUUCAGCCUUAUACAUGGGUUCCUUUGCACUACUAGUCAAUUGAUAGUUUUAAAUAGAUAGUUUUGCAUAUCCCUACCUUUUACCUGUAAAUUAUAUAUUACAUAGUGAAACAAUUGUUGUUUUAGACACAGCUGUUCUUCAAUUAUAGACAUCUCUUUCUGAGCAAAAGGAGAAUUGCAAUAUUGCAAUACAUAUCAAAUUGGCUAGGAAAUAUCGUUGUUAUAUCGACUUGCCAACAAUCAUCCAUGUGAUUUUCUAAUCAGUCAAUCAAGUGGCAGCAGUGCAGUGCAUAAAAUCAUGCAGAUAUGGGUCAGAAACUUCAGUUCAUGUUCACAUCAACCAUCAGAAUGUGGAAAAAAUUUUAUCUCAGUGAUUUGGACUGUGGCAUUAUUGUUGGUGCCAGAUGGGCUGGUUUGAGUAUUUCUGUAACUGCUGAUCUCCUGGGAUUUUCACUCACAACAGCCUCUAGAAUAUACUCAGAAUGGUGCCAAAAACAAAAAAGAUCCAGUGAGCAGCAGUUCUGUGGACUAUAGAGGUCAACAGAGAAUGGCCAUACUGGUUUGAACUGACAAAGUCUUCGGUAACUCUGAUAACCACUCAGUAAAACUGUGGUGAAAAGAAUAUAAUCUCAGAAUGCUAUUCUAAGUAAAUACACAUAUCAACAAUAAUGAAUGUAAACAAAGAAUAAAGACACUCAGACAAAACAAAUUAAAAAAAUUAUUCCACUGUCUUCGUUCAUAAAUGUAUAAAUGAAAAACAUCCAAGAAAAGUAAAAAUGUUGUAAAAAAUAUUUUCCUUAAAAUGUUUCCUCCUCCCACGCCUUCCUCCUUUAGUAAUUACUGGUAUAAACUGGUUAUCGUUGACGCAUGGUAUAAAUAUGUUUGACUGUCAAUAAACCUUUGAAGAUGCUUUGAUAUAAAUUUUGUGUCAGAGUCUCUUCCAUUGCAAGCAUAUACAUGAGUGAGAGGACAAUGGAGAGUCAUUCAAUUGAUUGUGUUUACUGUAUCACUGAGGAGGAAACAUCUUUGUUGUGUUGUGAGAAUGGGGAACCAGAUAUGUCAGCCUAUGCCAGGGGAAACACCCAGAGACUGGAUGUUCAGAAUUAAUAAAGGCUUUAACCCUCUGG